UUUAUCUUCUAACAAUAUUUUGUGGGAUAUUUUAAGCACAUUUGAUCUUUCGGGGGAUGUGUAUUCAAAAAUAUAUAUUAUAAUAACUGCCUUUUAAUUGCUUUUAACUGAGCUGCAAAACAUUUUUAAAUGUCCCUUUCUUAAAUUCUUCUUUCUCCCCUUUCAUGCAGCCUCUGAGUAAUAAUUUGUCAGUUACGUAAUUGUGUUUUUUGAUGAUUUGGUGAAAGCAUCUCACUGGCGGAGCGAGCCGUUACGGGUUACAUAAGGUGAUCAAUGAUUAAAUGAUUGGACUGAAGCUGAGGAGAUAGUCGCUGAUAAAACAGGAGGUUGCAGGUCGCCUACAAGUUGCUGCUCUGUCACGUCAAACGGGGACAUCCCCACAGAUGAGCUCAUAUUUGAUCUUUGAGGACGUCUGUGAUAAGAAUUUCUCACAUUGGGGUCCCGACCCCGAGUAGGAAGUAGGACAAUAAAUGACGCACUCUGCACUGUCCGAGGCACAGAGAGGAUUGAGCAAAGAUCAAUGGAGCUCAGAACAGAAGCUACUAAAAAAAACAAAAAGGGUUUUCCCAGAAAUGUGCGAGAGGGACGGCAGCUGAUUUCUGUGAUGACAGACUUUAGCACGGGGGGGCCUCAAGGGGUGUAAAGGUUAAGGAACCUGUCUGCACCGUCCCAAAGGCAAACAAAGGCGCUAGCCUUGAGUAAAGUCCGGUGGGGAGGCAGAACAGAGGGGACUGCCUGGCCUGGAAGAGCUUGAAACUGACAAAACCAGAUUGAGUGGCUCGUCCUCAGGCGGAGGUAUCAUGGAUCUUCUCCACAGUUGGGGGGUCGAGCUGGCGGUCCACCUGCAGACCAAAUACAGCAGGUAUGAGGGUCUGUUCAGCCUGGCGUCCUCGGUGGCCGACCUGCACACCACGUUCUUCUGCUUCUUCCCGAUCUGGUUCCACCUGCGCAGGGACACGGCGCUCAGGCUCAUCUGGGUCGCGGUCCUCGGAGACUGGCUGAACCUGGUCCUGAAAUGGGUUUUGUUUGGGGAGCGGCCGUACUGGUGGGUUCAUGAGACCCAGUUUUACAGAGCAGGACCGACCCCGACUCUGCAGCAGUUUCCCAUCACAUGUGAGACCGGACCAGGGAGUCCUUCAGGUCAUGCUAUGGGUGCAGCAGGAGUCUGGUACGUGAUGGUAACGGCGCUGCUCGCUAUUGCAACGGAGAAGCGAUGCCCCCCUUUACUGUACAAAUUCCUGCAGAUACACCUGUGGGCGUUAAUGGGUCUGAUAGAGCUGGUGGUCUGCAUGUCCCGGGUCUACAUGGCGGCCCACUUUCCACACCAGGUCAUCGCUGGAGUCAUUACAGGUGUCCUUGUCGCUGAAGUCGUCUCGAGGCAGAAAUGCAUCUACAGCGCCAGCAUGAAGAAAUACUUCUGCACGACCCUCUUCUUGACCUCCUUCGCGGUCGGCUUCUACGUCCUCCUCAAAGCGGUGGGCGUGGACCUGCUGUGGACGAUGGAGAAAGCCCACAGGUGGUGUGUGAAGCCCGAGUGGGUCCACCUGGACACCACGCCCUUCGCCAGCCUGCUGCGCAACAUGGGCACCCUGUUCGGCCUCGGCCUCGGCCUGCACUCGCCGCUGUACGCCGAGACCAAGAAAAAGAAAUCAGGCACCGUUUUCAAGACGGGAUGUAUCAUCGUCUCCUUAUUUCUGCUGCAGCUGUUGGACGGAUGGACAUUUUCCUCUGAAAAUCUUGUGACUUUCUAUCUGCUGUCUUUUGGUAAAAGUGCGUUUGCACUUUUGAUCCCGACCACUCUGGUUCCCUGGGCUCUCUGCUGGAUUUGCAACGUUAAAAAAGAAGAUAAGAACUUGUGAUUCAGGUCCAACUCGGAGUUUAAGGUCAAUUAUAAUUCUAAUUUUCUGUAUUUAGUCGAAUUUGUUUAUUCUCAAGGACAUUUAUACUUUUUUGGGCAAUGUCCCUGAUGUUAUUGUGCUGUCUCUCUGUUUAGGACAACAAAAAGGUCUGCGCAUGCAUAUCCUCAUGUAAAAAAAAUAGAUUUUUAUAGCAACUCAGUAAACAAAAAGUGCUGUUUAAGCUCAAUGAUGCAUAAAUGAUGGAAUAAAAAUGUUUUUUUUAAAUAAUCAUUUGCUUUUAUAAAGAGUUGUGCUUAUUUUAGUAGUCCUGUGCUCCCCUAUCGGUUUUCUCCGAAUGUCUCAGACUGACACUGAUUAAUUCACUGGCAGGAACAACCAUUAAACAUUAACUAGAGCAUGCUCCCUUC
Plectropomus leopardus (leopard coralgrouper) is the source of this 2266-nucleotide messenger RNA. It is a transcript of the gene g6pc1a.1, whose product is annotated as glucose-6-phosphatase catalytic subunit 1a, tandem duplicate 1. Lineage: Eukaryota; Metazoa; Chordata; Actinopteri; Perciformes; Serranidae. Gene Ontology annotation, molecular function: glucose-6-phosphatase activity. The record is from RefSeq and is a predicted model, not a curated record. Gene Ontology annotation, biological process: gluconeogenesis; glucose 6-phosphate metabolic process. Gene Ontology annotation, cellular component: membrane.